AUGGCCGCUCAAUAUGACGAUAUUGGCUCCAAAUACGAAAGCUUCAAGACGCUUCCCACUUCGUUGAUAGAGGAGGCGAGCCUCAAAGACACAGUUGAGCCAUGGCUUGCUAAGUUCCCCAGCGCCAGAGUGCUGGACCUCGCAUGUGGCACCGGAUAUUAUUCAAAGAAACUGCUUGACUGGGGAGCAGGCUAUGUCCUGGGCGUUGACUCCUCCAGUGGCAUGGUGGACGCGGCCGGGGAAGCAUUGCGGAAGGACGCAACGCAUACUGGCAAGGUCAACUUCCGAAUCGGCAACGCCCUCGACCUGGGGCAAGUCGGGCUCGAGGAACCAUUCCACAUCAUCGUCGGGGUCUGGCUGCUCAACUAUGCCAGCGACCCGGAGGAGAUGACAAGCAUGUAUCGCACCGUCUCAGCAAACCUGAAGGACGGCGGGGUGUUCAUCGCCCUAACCCCACCGCCGGCGGAGGACGUGGACGAACGCGCCGAGAGCUGGGCAGGAAUGACGGCUCAGUAUUUGGAGGCCAUGCCUACUCGUGUGGACUAUUACGAAAGGCUCCAGUCUGGACUGGGCUGGAAGACGGAGAUCACCAGCCUCAUAGAGGGUGCCCAGUUCAGCUUCAGGAACUUCCACCUCCGGAAGAGUGUUUACGAGGAAGCGGCCAGGAGCGGCGGCCUGAACGGAAAGUUGGAGUGGAAGGAACCAACUAUCCCGGAACGAGUUGCGACGGCUACGGACGAGUUCAGCAAGAUGAGUUACCAGCUGGUGGGCAUCUCGAUCGCCUUCGCCGUCCUCACCACGGUUAUCUUGGGCCUGCGAUUUUAUGCGAAACGAUUCCAAGGGGGCGGCAUCUGCGCCGAUGACAUGUUCCUAUCUGCGGCUUAUGUCGUUAACCUGGGAAUGUGUGCUGUUGGGAUAAUCAUGACCAAAAUCGGCGGCGUCGGUCGACACGUCGAAUUCGUCGAGGAGGAGCACCCGAAACAGCUCACGGGCUGGGCGCAGUCGAUCCUCGCCUUCGAGCUCAUCUACUUCACCUCGGUGGCGCUGCCGAAGCUGGGCAUCAUCUGCCUCUACCUGCGCAUUUUCAACUGGAAGGGCGCGACCCGCACCGCCGCGUGGACCCUCUUCACCCUCACCGCCAUGACGUCCGUCUCGCUCGUCGUGGCCGCCUGCUUCCAGUGCACGCCGAUCGCGUUUUGGUGGGACAGGACGAUCCCGGGGGGACGCUGCUUCGACGUGCAGGCCUUCUUCCACGCGCAGGCUCUGCCUGGUUUCGUGCUGGACUUGGCGAUCAUGGCUUUGCCGAUGCCGACUAUCUGGCAUCUUAAGAUGCCGGUGGUCAAAAGGAUGGCGCUGGUUGCUGUGUUUCUUGUCGCCAGUUUCGGCAUCAUCGCAUCCAUAAUCCGCGCCAGGGUUUUCUUCAGCACAGCGGCCUUCGGCGACCGCACCUUCGCAUCAGUCGACCUGGUCGGCUGGUCCAUCAUCGAGACGAGCGUCUACAUCAUCACGGGGUGCCUCCCGCACCUGCGCGCGCUCGUGUCGCACUACACGCCCGCGUCGAUCAAGCAGGCCAUCAGGAACACGCUCAGCUCCGCGACCACGCGGUACGGCAAGUCGAAGGGCGGCACCUCGGGCUUCUCGGGCUCCAAGUCGUACACGCAGAGCAAGAAGGGCAACACGGUCCAGGUGCACGCGCUCGACGACGACGCCAUCGAGCUCACGCGGCAGAACAACAACUGGAACCGGCUGUCGGGCGGCGAAGAGGACCUCGAGCGCGGCGGCGGCGGCGGGCCCCCCAGGACGGGGAUGAGCGUGCGCAGCGGCGACACGUGGCUGCAGGACGCGUCGCCGACUGUGAACGUGCGGAGCUCGCAGGAUGUGUUCCAGUCGCGGGAUCGGCUUGGGACCCCGAACGAUGGCCAGAUCACCGUGACGACGGAGGUGAGGCUGACGAGGGAUUAG
Diaporthe citri is the source of this 1962-nucleotide messenger RNA. RefSeq lists its product as uncharacterized. The coding region runs from base 1 to 1962 and encodes 653 amino acids. The record is from RefSeq and is a predicted model, not a curated record. The transcript has 4 exons. Lineage: Eukaryota; Fungi; Ascomycota; Sordariomycetes; Diaporthales; Diaporthaceae.